Orbilia oligospora ATCC 24927 is the source of this 2040-nucleotide messenger RNA. RefSeq lists its product as uncharacterized. Lineage: Eukaryota; Fungi; Ascomycota; Orbiliomycetes; Orbiliales; Orbiliaceae. The coding region runs from base 1 to 2040 and encodes 679 amino acids. The transcript is spliced from 2 exons. The record is from RefSeq and is a predicted model, not a curated record.
AUGCGUCCGAACGGUCUCGAUCAAGCUGGAUGUGGAGGAGAACUGGAAGAAAAGAUAGGAAACGAGAACAGCAGCGUCAAGAGGAAUGAUAAGAAGCUGACGGCUCGACUGGAUCCUAAAGCUGGACACUGGUCUUCAAUCUGGUGGAAGAAUAGAGGGGUUUCUCCCAAACUAGCAUCGCAGUCUACUGCACCGAAGGCACCUUUAAACGGACAUACCAUCCGCGAUAUCAACGGAAAGCUAUGCGGAAUUGACCUACAUGGAGAUCUGGAUGUCCCACCGUUGAACAAGGAUACCCGUCGUACUAUGUGUAUAAAACCGGCUGGUAUCUCUCCAACAGCAUCCAAAGUUCGUCCGCUGUCUCUUGAACACUCCUUAUCGACCGCCUCACUGGAAUUGCUCGCGACUGAAAAGCUAGCUACGCCAUGCUCCCUAGGUUCCAGACGGACUAUCAGUCCACUGCCAACUAGAUUACGCCAAUCCUCGUCCGCCUUUUCGGAUAAAUCGUCUGUCUACUCAGUUAGCACUGUCCAUGAAGCCAAGGAGCCAAUUUCCUACAAUCAGAAACGAUCCAUUCCUCACCUCAGAAUAAACACCGGUAUAUGCACACUCUAUCCUUCAGACAAAGAAUAUCUAGAGACCUCCAAUGAGUACCCUCAAACCCCUACAGCAGAUUCUCGCUUUGCAUGGGAUAAAGAAACCAUAUCUUAUCGGGGUAUCAUCUGUGGCAUCGAUCGGUAUGGUAAUAGUAUUUAUAGAGAUGCCUUGUUAGGAGAACUUGACUAUGAGUCGGGCGAUUCUUCGGAAACGACAAAAAGGGAUUCGGUGUCUACUAAAGCGACUUUACAAACUUUAGCGAACACAAAUCCUUCGACGCCCAGUAGCUACCGCAGUAGCUGCAUUGAGGUAAAGCCCUUGCUGAAAUCACCAGAACCACUAUCAGGGUUACCACGACCUCCAACUAUGCUUGAAAUGAGGAAUGAGUUUUUAAGAGGCUUGCCAGAUGACGACGAUGAACUCUCUACAAUUGCUUCUUUAAGAACCCGUCAGCUAGAAGAAGAUAUCAUGUCCUGCCUUGAAGGCGAAUCCAGAUAUCCAUAUUCAACCAGAAGAAAUUCCACUCGUCGGAUUAGAUACGACGGCGAGAAUGGGGAGGGCUUGAACCGUAUAGAAGAUAAUUCGAACUAUAAUAGCGAAGAAGAAUCCGCUAAUAACGGUAUGAUCGAGUCAUGGCGCUCCAGUGUCUCCCAUUCGAAUGCUCAAUCUCAAGUUGCAAUCACGAAUCCAUCCGAGUCUCCUACUUUACAGAUUCUUGGUUACGGUCGUCGGAGAUCGUCAGAUGAUGGUACUAGCAACAUUGGAAGUAGCCUGAUUGGAGCUUUGGAACCACAGCAUACGGGGCUAAAAAGACUAUCCAUUUCCCGACGACGAUAUGACCGGAGAGCAGGAUAUGAGGCUAGCGAAGCUGGAGGACCGUCCGUUAAAAACGAAAGGGACGAACAAGAAAUCAGAAGUUUGAAGGCUGAAGUCGAAGCAGCCCGCUCAAAAACUCUAUCCUUCCAAACCAUCCUCCAAAGAACUUCCCAACGCUUUGUAGACUCUCAAAACCAAAAUGAGGAGUUACAACGACAAAUCGCAGACCUAAGGGACCACCAAAAACUUCUCUAUGAUGCCUUGACGGCGUCUAACGAGCACCGUGAAAGCUUGCCCUCCGGGGAUCCGGAGGAUAGCCACAAUGGCGAAGUACCCGAAGGCGUUACGGAAAUGACAUACAAAGAUGAUAUUAAUGAUAUCAUAGAGGAGAAUACCCGGCUCAAAGUGCAGGUUAAGUCUCUGGCACGAGAGCUGGCUGGAAGGGAGGAGGAAGUUCGACUUUUGAUCGAAGAAAUGGGGAAAGAGAGAGGUAUAUAUCGUGCAUCUGAGAGAGCGAAUGCUGAGAAUAGGAAGGACGAAAGAAGGAAUCAGCAGGCAAUGGCGGAUAAGUCCGCGAGUAGGAUGGCUGAGAAGCUGAAAUGGUGGAGGAGGUUUCUCUUGGGUUAG